Molecule: messenger RNA, 9753 nt
Organism: Plasmodium vinckei vinckei
Lineage: Eukaryota; Apicomplexa; Aconoidasida; Haemosporida; Plasmodiidae
Product: oocyst capsule protein
Exons: 1
Coding region: 1-9753 (3250 amino acids)
Source: RefSeq, a predicted model, not a curated record
AUGUACGUUAUCAACGUAAUUUACGUUCUAAUAGUAUGCCUUUUUGGCAUUGUUCUUUCGUCCCCUAAUUGGGUCGAUCCAUUAUUAAGCGAUUUUGGUAGCGAGGACCUAAACACUAAUAAAAAAAAAAGAUUACACUCCACCAAAGCGAAAAGAUACGCUUUAGAUGUUUCUUCAUUUGGGAGCACAUGUAUUGCAAAGUACUCAGAUAUAUGUGGACAUUCUAAUUAUGAAAUACGAGUAAACAAUGGAAUAAAUGGAUAUACAAUAAAAGCUAUGCUAAUUCAGAAAGAAACUAGUGAUAUUGUUUCUGUUCAUCAUGCAGUAAGUUCAUUUUCCACAGAUGGCAGUGCACUAUUAAAAUUUGAUAAUAUUCCAUCUUUACAUUAUAAUAUUAUAUUAGAAGUAACUGAUUUAAUUUAUAAUAAAGAUUAUACUAUUGGAAAUAAGUGCCUGUGUAAUGUUUGUAAUGAUACAAAAAUAGUAAUCAAUUUAAGCAAUAUAGAGAACAAUAUAAUGCAUGCAACAAGAGGACACAAACAAAUUAAGUUACCAUUUCCACAAACCUCCUUUGUAAAUGGUAAGUUAUUGUUUAGUGCUUUUAAUUCGUAUCAUUCUCAAAUAAAUUUAAAGUCUAUUGAAAGUUAUGAAGAAUUAUAUAAGAAACAAUAUGAAUUAGUACGUCCAUGUUCUGGUAUUAUUAUGGUGCAUUCAGAAAAAUAUAAAAUACAUUAUGACAUAAAAAGUGUGCAUUGUUACCAUGUAUAUAUUAUCGAUAAAAUUAUGAAAAAAAUAACGUCUAAUGAUCAAAGAAGCGUAAACUUUAAGAAUAAUAUGUUCCUGAUGUUCGAUGAAAACGAAACUAAUGAGGAUAAUAUGAUAUCUGUUGUAAAAAAUUAUUCAAUUCAGCUUCCUUUAAAAUAUGAUAACGGAUUUUUUUACCCACAAAGUACAGUAAACGGACUUUUAGUUACAAUUAAUGUGAAUGCAUUAUUGAACAAUAUUAAAAAUAUAUAUAUAAAUAAUAUAGAUAAAAAAAUGGAAUAUAUUCAAAUGUUUAGAAUAAUUAUUAGAUUAAUGCAUCAAUACAACGAAAUUACAUAUGACAAUUUGUUACAUUAUACCACAAAUUUGACAUUACAAAAAUCUAAAUCAUCAUAUUCAUUAAUAAAUAACAAUGUAUAUAAUGUAUAUGCCGAGGAGUUAACUGUUUUAUUAAACUCUUUAUCUUUAGAGUUUAAUCCAGAUAUAAUUGGACUUGAUAAAAAUGUUGUACUUAUGGAUGAAAAGGAAUUUAUUUCGCAACAUGGCGUCGAUACUAAUGCACGUAUAUAUAAAAAUCAAUUAAUACUUAAAGAAUCAUCAGAUAUAUGUUUAGUUCUUUUACAAGAUAUAGCUAGAGAAAUCAGUAUUUAUGUUAAUAACAAAUUGGAUUAUAAAUAUACUGAUGUAUGUAAGAAUUUUAGAAAAAAAAACAGUUAUGCCAAUAUGCCAGUAAUGUAUUAUACCUAUGAAAUAGAUUGUAACAUUUCAAUUUUUUAUAAAGAAUAUAAGGAAAAUGAAGGUUUAAUGAUAACAAAUAUUAUAUCAAAUAAAACUAUAUUUGAAGAUGCUUAUAUUCAAUUACAUUACUACGAUGUAUAUGAAUAUGCUAUGUUAAUUUACGUACAGGUUGAUCAAAAUUUAGUUAGAUAUAUGAAAUCAUUGGCCAAAAAUUAUAUAAAUAAGGAUUCAGUAAUAGUGAUGAACAUAAUUGGCCGCAAAUCUGAUAAAAUACCUGAAGAUAUUGAUCAAACACUUAAAAUAAUCACAUUCCCAAUUGAUUGUAUAACGAAUUGCUCAAAUACAGAACCAAUAAUUAUACGUGACAAUUAUGAUUAUAUAUCUAUAGAGAAUAUAUGUAUUAAAAAUAAAAAUUUACCUGAAAUUUGCUUCCCACAGUACAAUUAUUCUUACAUAUUUGAUACUAGAUUAUUACUUGUACAUAUGAUAAAUAUUAAUCCUUAUCCCGAAAUCACAUUACAUAGUAUUAUACAUCAAAGAAUAGUCGAGGGAAACUAUUGUAUUUUGUCAAGACAUCCUCUUUUAAUACCACAUGAAUACACUCCAAGAGUAUAUAAAGAUACUGUAUGUAAAGAAUAUAUUAAUAGGUGUGAGCUUCUGUCAACAAAUGUAAUCGUUAAAAGUAUAAACAUUCCUUCAUCUAUACUGCAACUAAAAAAUAAAUUUAAACUAUCAUUUACAACAGAUUUUGAUGAAAAACAUGAAGAAAUGUUCCAAAUUAGUUAUUUGGCAGAUAAUGAUAUUUCCAAAAAAAAACAUUUAUUAACGCAUUACAAUAAUAGUUUUUAUAUAAAUCAACACGAUAACUUAAUUAAUGAAUCUAAACGCCAAAAAGAUAAUUUUGAUCCCAUUGAUGAAUCAUCACAUAAUUAUUUAAUAGGAAACGAAGAGUUAUAUAAUGAGGAAAAUGCUUAUAAAAAUUUUAAUAAUUUCCAGGAAAUGAAAUAUGAUAUCAAUAUAUUUAAUAUGGAAAGGACGUACACUCAUGAACAAACAUCAAAGAAUAAUGAUUCUUCUUUAUAUCCUUUCGGAAGUUUAAGCAUUAAUUAUUCGCAUGUAAAGCAAAAUAUGUAUAUGAAAUUUUUAAACGAUUAUAUUUAUUUUUAUGAAAAUGGUUCACAAAAAUCGGAUUACAACACAGUUUCAGCUUUAUCAGAAGACAAAUUUUCUCAUUUCAUGAAUGUCUCUGCAUAUAACUAUGAAUGUUUAGGUGCUUAUGCUUAUUUGAUGAACAAGUUUAACAUUUUAGUAAAUGAUUCACUAAAUUGCGAGGCUAUAAAUAUGAUUAUAGAAGUAUUAUUAAAAGGAAAAUUGGGAAAAUAUUUCAUAUAUAAUAAGAAUAAAAUAUUUUUAAACUUUAUAAAAAAGGAACCAUCUAGUGACGAUUCAUAUGACGUUUUUGAUUUAAUCGAUGUUGAAAUAUAUGAACAAGACAACUUACAUACACCUAAAUCGAAGCAUCGACUUAAUGUAAGUAUUGACGAAAAUAAUUUAAAUUUAUUAUAUUCUCAUAAAAAUGUUUUAUAUAGAAAUAAAUAUUUUUCGAACAUAUACAUACUAAUGUUCAAAAUAGCAUAUUUAUCAAAUGAAUAUGACUUUUAUACAUUUUUUUAUGAUUUAACUGGAGUUAGACUAAUUGAUGAAAUUGUAUUAAUAAAUAUGGAUAAAUUAUCAAUGAAAGAUCAAACACAUAUACAAUAUAUAUUAUUACACCUUGAAAAUAAUUAUAAUAUAAAAAUUGAAGAGCAUACUAACAAAUCUGAAGAAUUAAUAAAUGAAAUAUCAUUAUUAGCAGCCUAUAUUGUAGAGUUAACAUCAUCAUAUAAAUUAGAUUUACAUACAACUAAUGAAGAAUCGGAAAAUGAGUUAAAAUCAUUUGCAAAUAUCAAAUACUUUGUUUAUAUUAAUGAAUUCAAAUAUCGUGAAAAAAACAUUUCAAUAAAUCAAUUGGUUCACACAAUGUCGCAAUUCAACACAUUGAUAAUUAAAAAAAAAGUAUUAUGCUGUUCAAAUUUUGUCGAUGAAGUAGAAGCAUCAUUAAAAUAUUAUAUAAUGUAUAAAUAUGUGCAUACUGGUACUGAAUUGGUAAAUGAAAAUGAUGACAUUAUGCCUCCAACAGCAUAUAAUAUAAUACAAACACUUUUGGAGCGACCUAUUCCAAAAAGCGAUAUAUAUGAUGAAAUGACUAAAUCAAACAUAAAUAAUAUAGCAACACACAUAAUGAAAGAAUCAGGUUACAUACCUAAAAAUAAUAUAACUACAGAAUACAAAGAUUUGGAAUGUAUUCAUUUAGACUCAAUAAAUCAUUAUGAUAACAUUAUAACAAAUUUUGAAACAAAAUAUGAUAACCAUGGAGCAUCGGUUUCUAUGACAAUUUUAAAAGGUUUAUUAAAAGACAAAAGUGUUGAUAUUCAAGAAGAUAUGGAUUAUUCAGUAUACUUUUCAUUUAGAAACUUAUCUGUUCCAUUUAUUGGGAAAACACAUAGAGAAGAAACAUUAGACUUUAAAAGAAUAUUAUUAUUAAAAGCUUUCCCUAAAGCUAUUAACGAAUCAGUGGUAUUUUAUACAUAUAUAGAUCAAUUAGAUGGAAAUUCAUUAUUUAUGUUAGAAAAAAUAAUCUUUGUAUCAAAGGGAAAUAAAUUAGUAAAAGAAAUAAAUGUAGAAUAUCAGACAUUUUUUGUUCACCCAUAUAACAUGAUAUUAACUAAUAAUAUGUCUUCAAAUACACAUAUUAAUACCUAUUCAACAUAUUUUAAUGAACUGACUAGAUGCUAUCAUUAUAAUAAUGGUGUGCAAGCAUGUGAUUACCCUGAAUAUGGAUAUAAUGGAUUUACUCCAUAUUAUGUUUUUUACACUGAAAAUAACCAAAGAAAGGAAAUAUUAUUCAAGAAUAAUGAAGAAAUAGCAAAUUUAAUUAAUAACAAACCUUUAACAUUAACUAAGAGAUACAAUAUUGAGUUGGAAGGAGAAAAAAUGGACGUCGAAAUUUACAACUCGGUUGAAGUGAUAAUAAACGAAAUAGCCUUUUCUAUUGGUCUUAAAAAUUUUAAUAAAAAAAAUUGUUCGAAAUUAACUUUAAAUAACGGAUUAAUGCAUAUACCUAAUGAUCUAAAUUCACUUAUAUCUAGUAUUUAUUAUGAAACAUUAUAUUGUUUAGACAAAAGUGCUAUUUAUCAAAAAAUAUUAACUAUAUGUAAUUUUGAUAAAGAAGAACUUAUAAAAUUAUUUAGUGCUUCAUAUAGUAAUAUAUUACCAUAUAACUUGGAAGACCAUUUUGCAAACUCGUUAACACAUAAUGAAAUAAUAAAUUUAAUAACAUACUUUAUUUCAGUGCCUUAUCAAGUAAACAUGAUGAUAAGAAGAGAAGAUAACACCGAUAAUAAAAGUGUAAAUAAUGAUAUAAAACCUUUACACUUAAAUAUUAUGGAAUUAAAUAGUACAGAAAGUAGCGAAUCUAAAAUAGUUUUUAUAGAAAACGAAGACAUAAUUAAGAUUAGUAAACAAUUUUUACAAAAAGAAGUGAAUAAUUCGUCUUUAUUAGAAUUUAACGAAUCAUUAUAUUUUGAACUUUUAAAAUAUAUGCCUGAUAGUUUUAUUAAUGAACAUAAAAUAGUAAUAGAUAUGAAAGAUAUAAAUAACUAUCUAAAAAGUUAUAUAAAUAAAGAGAAUAUAUGCAAUAAUGAUUCAUAUUUUAAAAAUAAUGGAAUAAUGUUAACACCGGGUGAAACCUCAACAUAUAACCAACCCAGUUUUACAUAUAUAAAUAAUGAUAAUAUUUAUAUUAAGAAAAAGCCAGAAGACAGUUAUAUAUUUAACAAUAUAUUUUUAUUUGAAGGAAAAAAUAAUUUAGAUAAAAAAUUUUUAAACGCUAUUGUAGUUUUAUCACCAAUACAUAUAACUGAGGUACAUGAUAUAUCAUAUGUUGAAUUAAUAGCAAAUACAUUUGAUAACAAGGAUCAAUUUUCUAUGAAAUGCUACCCCCAUAAAAAAUAUGACAAUUCAUAUUUUGAAAAAGAAUUUAAUUUAGCCCCUAAUUCAAUUUAUUUUGUUUGUAUGAAUGUAUAUACAAUGUAUUUAAAGAGCGGAUUAUAUGAAUUUAAUAAAUACUUAAUUAGAUUUAACACUACUAAUAGUAAUACCUACCAUGUAUAUCAAAAUAUGCCAGUAAGACCGGUUUAUAGUGUCAAGAAUAAUAAUAUAAUAGUUCCAGAUAUGAAUAAAAUCGAUUUAAAAUUGCACCGUGUAAAAGAUGAUGAUAUGAACUCAGCAUUAAUUAAAUAUCUUAUAUUUGUAAAUGGCUCAAUUACCUUACAUACUAAUCCAUAUGUGGUAGUUAAUCCAAUAUUUACAGAAGAUUCGUACUAUUAUAAUACUAAUAUAAGUCAAACAGAUGAUUAUGUAUCUUUUAUGUAUUCACGUAAACUUAAACUCUUUGAAUUUUUAGAGUUGCCAACUACUCAAAUGUUAUUUAAAGAUAAUACGAUGACUAUAACAACCGAGCAAUUUGUACAUUAUCAAGAAGAAACACAUAAUAUAUAUUUAUUAACUCUUGUAAAAACACUUAAUUUGACAAAAGUUAUAAUAAGAGACAUAUAUAAUAAUGAAUUUGAAAUAACUAUCGAUCUAAUUACGGAUGAAAAACCCACUGCACCUAUCGAUGUCCAUGCAGAAACACCAUUACCCACUCCAUCAAUUUCUACAACUACUGACUUGAUAGAAGAAAAAGAAGAGGAAAAAGUAGAGGAAAAAGAAGAAGAAAAAGAAGAAGAAAAGAUAGAAGAAAAAGUAGAGGAAAAAGAAGAAGAAAAGAUAGAAGAAAAAGUAGAGGAAAAAGAAGAAGAAAAGAUAGAAGAAAAGGUAGAGGAAAAAGUAGAAGAAAAAGAAGUAGAAAAAGAAGAAGAAAAAAGUAAUAUAGCAUGCAAGUGUUGCCUAAUUAAAAUAACAAAUAAUACCGGUUCAAAUAAUAAUUGCAUAUCUGUAACUCAAUACCUUUUCCUUGUACAAAGUUUAACCUCGAUUUCUGAAGGAAAAAUGUCAUUACACGUUUCUGAACAUGGUUACGAAUUAAUUGGAAAUAAUGACAAUUUGACAAUAAAUAGAACACUUAAUUUAUUGUGUAACAAAAUAAAUGGUGAAGUAAAAUUAACAAAUGGAGAUUAUAAUAUCCAAAUAUCCGACUAUCAACAUAACAUGCCGAAACCAUCAUUUAAAAUUUCCAAUGGAUAUUUUACCAUACUGAGAAUAAAUGAAGAUGGAACAAGAUAUAUUACUUCCCCUAAUGUGUUUAUAAAUGGGGAAAAGCCUUUUGGUGUGGAUUUAAAUAUACCAAAGAUUAGUAGCAUUGAAAAUAAAGAGAAAGUUUCAGAAUCGUUGGUAUCUGAAGAACAAAAUAAAUCUCAAGUAAUUGAUGUUAUACCUAUACCAUCUGCUGAAGAAAAUAAACAAUCAAAAUUGUCCUUUUCGAAUUACAGUUGGUUAACAAAUCAAAGGCCAAUAAGCUUAAACAGUGCGCAACAUUAUAGAAAAAAUGUUAUGUGUAGCAUUUAUAUAAAAAGUAUAGAAUUAUAUGACAACAAAACUAAAACGGGUGUUUAUGAAAACAAAUAUGAUAUAAACACAAAUUCAUUAUAUUAUGGUGUAUAUGAAAUACAUGUUAAUAAUGGUAAAUCCUAUGGAUCAUGUAAAAAUGGCCAUUGUCUUUUAGAUGACUGGUUUCUUAAUUAUAUAAUACAUAGUGAUCAAUUAAAAAAUGGAGUUUAUAUGCUACAUAUUAAAAAUUAUAUCAAUAUACAUAGAAUUGAUCAACAUGAAAGCAAUCCUCAUCAUGUGACUGAACCUUCUAAAACCACUGUAACAGAAUCAUUACCAGUCGCAUCUAAAAUAUUGUUUUGUGCGUCAGAAGAUUUAAACAAAUUGGAAAGUUUUGAUGCAAAUAAAAAAAUUAAAAUUAUUCGAGAGGUUGAAACAAACUCGAAUGUGAAUGCAGGGAUAUAUAUAGUACAUAUUAAUUACAACAAUUAUGAAGUAUAUGCAGAAAACGGCAGUCACAAAAUAUUAGAUACAAGUAUAUUUGAAUCUUGUAUUAAGCACGAUUUUGAUAUAAAAGAUGACACGAAAUAUAUAUAUAAAGUGCAAAUAUUAAAUGACGAAACUAAAGAUAUAAGACAUAAAGAAAGUGAAAAGAUAUUUAUAGAUAAAAAUAAUAAUAAAUUUAAAGAAUAUUAUGCAUUUAUAAGUAGCAUAGAAAAUAAUGAUAAUAGAUCAGCAUAUGGAUAUAAUAAUAUUACACGAUUUUAUGGACCCCAAUAUAUAGUAAAAUCAAAAUAUAUUAUAAAUGGACAUAAUUUACAUAAUAUAAAAAGGAUAAAUCAAAAUGGUUAUUAUGAAAACAUUGAUAAAAAAGAUGAAGAGUUUGUAUUAGAAUUGUUUAAUUCAAUGUUUGAAUCAAUUCCACGUGAUAAAUUAUAUUUUAUAGAAGUAUUCGAUGAUGAUUUUGACUAUUCUCUUACCACUGAUUUUGAAUCAAAAAUACAUCUCGAAAUUGAUAGCAAUAAUAGAAGUAGCAAUAGCGGGAGUGAAAACACAUCUAUAACUAAUGAAAAUUUAACUGGUGACCAAAAUGACAUUUUUAUGGUGCAAAUAUCUGAAUAUAAACACAGGAAUAAUCAAAGCAGGAAAUGGGGUUAUGACGAUUAUGAUGAAUUUAUGUUGCAAGGUGAUUUUAUAAAACCAGGACAUUAUGAUAUAAAAUUUGACAACGGUGAAUACGUAAUGAAUUAUUAUAGUGGUGAUGAAAAAACGAUAAAGUCAAGUGAUAUUGAAAAUAUAAUUAUGUCAUCUGGAAAAAUAUUAAAAAAUUCACAUUAUAAGAUACAUAUUGUAAAAUGGGAAAAUUCAGAAGAAAGCAUGCUGAUAAAUGAUAUAUUCCAUACAAAAAUAGAUGCUGCAAAAUCCAAAGAUAAUAAAUAUGCGGCAACUGAAGUAAAAGAUUAUGAUAAUACUGGGUCGCCUUCGAUGGUACCAAGCAAAAAAGAUGAGGGAGGAUUUUAUAGAUCUUAUAUAUCUUUAAAAUUGGAAAAAAAUGAAAACGAUAAAUAUGGAAUAAAAAAAGUUGUCGACGGUACUUUUGAUAGUAAAAUUGUAGACAGUAAAUAUUCAGUAAGAAUGUUAAAUAAUAAUUCAUACAGAAUAAAUAUUCUAAAUAAUGCAAGUAUCCAGCCAAAAAGUAUAAUAGAUUUAAUAAAAAGUGUAUGGAAUUGUAAUAUGAAUGGCAAUAAUUGUAUAUAUGAUAUUGAAAUAUAUGCAUACAAUACCGUAGAAAGAGGAAAUACUGGAAUGGACUCAAAUAAUGAUGACUACUAUUAUGUUAUUAUAGAACCUAUUAAAAAUGAAGAGGAAAAAGUUGGGAAUAGUGAUAAUGCUGCAAGUAAAAAAGGUGCUGAAUAUAUAAAAAUUAUAGGAAAGAAUUUACCAACUGGCCACUUUAAUGUAGUUGUCGAAAACGACACUUUUAAUGGAACUGAUGCGAAUAAAAUGAAAGUGGAUACAAAAUUAAUAAAAACAAUUAUGUUCUUAUCAUUUGAAAAACCGUUGGAUGGAAAAUACAAUGUAACAAUUGUUAAAAAUAACGAUAGUAUUUUAACAAACUGUUCAGAAUAUAAUACAGAAAUGAAAGAAAAAAUAUCUCAUACCCAUAAAGGAAUACAUAAACAUAUUAUAGUACAAGGUUUUAAUGAAGAAAAUCAUUUAGUACCAAUUUUUCAGAAAGAUAUACAUUUUCAAAAAGGAAAUAGUAUAAAAGAUGGCAAAUACUCGAUGCAGCGCCGUCUAAAUGGAACAUAUAGUAUUAGAAAUCGAGAUUAUAAACUAAGUACAAACGAAGAUACAUUAUUACAGGAUAUAUUACUAGGAACAUCAUUUGAUGGCUAUCUUUUCUUAAAUAUAACAACAAUAGAAGAUGGUCCAAGUGAAAUAUUACAAUAUGAUCUAUUUUCAUCAAAAAAUUGUAUUUCAUUACAAAAUGACAAUAUCAAUAGUAUAGGAAUUCGUAGUAAUAUACAACCUUUAAUUGAAAAUUCCGAAAGCUCGAUGAUAAAAUACAAAUAUGUGGAAUCUAAAAUAACUAAUGCAAUUACGCAUUGUUCAUCUUCUAAUGCAAUGAACUGCUUGAAUGUGUUGCGAAGAGCAUAA